AUGAAGGGGAGGAAUGUGCCAUUACUAAGGCUGGCAACCCCAUUGAAAUUGUUCACAUUCUUCCAUUCUCGAUGUGACAUUUGCGAUCUCCGAAGAAUUGCCAUGCCUAUGACAUCUAGGAACUCUAGAACCUUUGGCCUGAGGACCAGGGUGAGAAGUUCGUGGUCUCUAUUCCCAAGAGGAAUAUUUGGCGGGAUUUUUGCGGCCAUCUAUAUUGGUGCUCUAAAAAUUGGCCAGAGCUGGGCACGGGGCACCGAGAUUGGUUUUAUUUGCUACAAGGGUAUCAUGAGCCGGAACCGGCGAAAAUCACGUCUCAUCAGAGGCAUACACCUGGACGCGAAGAAGCUGCGAUACCUUCUCCAGUUCAUGCAGCAUAGCGGCAGCCCUGAUGGAGUUCAGUGGACUCCUGAUAUCCCUUUCGCCUGCAUCCCUAGGACCUUCGAGAAUGCCAUUACUACAGGACCAGACCCUAAAGGAUGGCCGUUAACAGAUCUUGUGUUACUUGAGAUGCAACAUGUGCUUAAUGCUGUUGCAUCCCUAUUUACUGGGUCUGAACCCAAUGAUUUCGCCUAUUCGGAUCAAGGUUCUCCUAAAAUGGCCAUAGCCUAA
Messenger RNA from Nannizzia gypsea CBS 118893, 609 nucleotides. RefSeq lists its product as hypothetical. NCBI's taxonomy places the organism in Eukaryota, Fungi, Ascomycota, Eurotiomycetes, Onygenales, Arthrodermataceae. The record is from RefSeq and is a predicted model, not a curated record. The coding region runs from base 1 to 609 and encodes 202 amino acids. The transcript has 3 exons.